GCUCAGGUUACACACUGCUGAUUAUGUCCCAUUACCCAAUCCUAUGGCCGUCUCUCUCCCUCUCUCUCUGCCCCAUCGCCAACUCUCAAUCCUCUUUGCAAAAACCAUUUACAUUUAACCCUCUUUUUUUUAAUCGAGGGGGCGGGGGAAGUUAUUUUUGGAUUUUUUAUUUUUGUUUUUGCACCCCUUCAAAGUAAAAAUGUUGGUGCUUUUGCACGGGCCAGCUGACUUCAGGAGGUGCUGCAGAGAUGGACUGGGUUUGAUGCAUGCGAGAAAGAGCAGGGCAGUGCGAAUGCAGCCCAGGACAUUUGUGAUUGUGUGGUGCUUGCUCAGGCUGGCCGGAGGCGCCAAUCUACCCAGAGGGAAGCUCUCCUACCCCGGCGCCUGUCCCAACCAGCUGAACCCUAACCUGUGGGUUGAUGCCCAGAGCACUUGCGAGAGGGAAUGCAACGCCGACGAGGACUGCCAGAGCUUUGAGAAGUGCUGCAGGAACGUGUGCGGGCUGAAGAGCUGCGUGGCGGCCCGGUUUGCCGACGGCAGCCUGGCGUCCUCGGCCCUCCCCCGAGAGGCGACGUGCGAGAGGGUGGUGUGCACGCAGCAAGGCUCGGAGUGCGACAUCUGGGACGGGCAGCCGGUGUGCAAGUGCAGGGACCGGUGCGAGAAGGAGCCCAACUUCACCUGUGCCUCGGACGGCCUGACCUACUACAACAGGUGCUACAUGGACGCCGAGGCCUGUAUCCGGGGCAUCAGCCUGGCCGUGGUGACCUGCCGCUACCACAUCACCUGGCCCAACACCAGCCCCCAGCCCCUGGAGACCACGGCCAACCCCACCUCCACUAGCUGGCUGGAGGACUCAGUGCCACCGGCCCUCUACACCAACCCCUUCCAUCAGUCGGUGUACGUGGGGGGCACGGUCAGCUUCCACUGCGACGUGAGCGGCCGCCCCAGGCCGGACAUCACAUGGGAGAAGCAGAGCGACCACCUGGAGAACAUCAUCAUGAGGCCCGACCAGAUGUACGCCAACCUGGUGGUCACCAACAUCGGGCAGCUGGUCAUCUACAGUGUCCAGCAGGACGAUGCCGGCAUCUACACCUGCACGGCCAGGAACGCUGCCGGGCUGCUGAGGGCCGACUUCCCGCUCUCUGUCAUCCGGCGGGGACACUCCGGUGAGACGGCGGUGGCGGGCGGCGGUGUGCGGCCGGUGCCCUCAGCCGAGUGCUUCAAGGAUCCGGACAAGAGGCAGUGCGGGCGGCAGCAAGUGCGCUGGUUCUACGACCACAAGAGAACCACCUGCUCCACCUUCGGGUGGGGGGGCUGCGAGGGCGGCGGGAACCAGUUCGAGACGUACGAGGAGUGCCGGGCGUCGUGCGCCAACGAGACGGUCAACAUCUGCACCUUCCCCGCCGUGCAGGGGCCCUGCAAGCUGUGGGAGGCGCGCUGGGCCUACAACUCGCUGAUGAAGCAGUGCCACGCCUUUGUCUACAGCGGCUGCGAGGGCAACAAGAACAACUUUGAGAGCAGGGAGGUGUGCGAGGAGACCUGCCCCUUCCCCAAGUACCAGCAGUGCAAGGCCUGCAAGCCCCGUCACAAGAUCGUGCCCAGCUUCUGCAGGAGCGACUACGCCAUCGUGGGCAGGGUGACGGAGAUCGUGGAGGAGCAGGACUCCGGCGUGGCCCGCUUCACCCUCGACCAGGUGCUGAAGGACGAGAAGAUGGGCCUGAAGUUCUUCGACUUCAAGCACCUGGAGGUGAUCAUGUUGAACAUGGACUGGAGCUGCCCCUGCCCCAACAUCACGCUGAGCGACGGGCCCCUCCUGAUCAUGGGCGAUGUCCACGACGGCAUGGCGGUGUUGGGGGCAGAGAGCUACGUCCGGACCAUCAGUGACAAGCGGGUGAAAAAGCUGCACGAAAUCAUUGAGAAAAAGACCUGUGAACUGCUGCAUCGCUUCCAGGACUGAACUGGGCAAGCGUACAGCGGGGGUUCCAUGCCAUUGUGUUACUGCUCAUUAUAUCAUGUUAUUCCAAGUAUAUGAACGUUGGUAAAUGUUCUUGUAUUUUUAUUUA
Amblyraja radiata (thorny skate) is the source of this 2063-nucleotide messenger RNA. RefSeq names its product WAP, Kazal, immunoglobulin, Kunitz and NTR domain-containing protein 1-like. Gene Ontology annotation, cellular component: extracellular region. Bases 200 to 1957 code for a protein of 585 amino acids. Lineage: Eukaryota; Metazoa; Chordata; Chondrichthyes; Rajiformes; Rajidae. Gene Ontology annotation, biological process: transforming growth factor beta receptor signaling pathway. The record is from RefSeq and is a predicted model, not a curated record. The transcript has 2 exons. Gene Ontology annotation, molecular function: transforming growth factor beta binding; receptor antagonist activity; serine-type endopeptidase inhibitor activity.